AUGUGCCCCAUGUAUCUUAUGCUUGUGACUAAUUCAUGGUAUUUAUUUUCCGUUUUUUCUAUAGAGUUCAUUGUAGGGCGUCUCACAGCAACACAAGUAGAAGAUAAUAGUAUAUUUCUCAGACAUGGCCCUGUCCUGGCCACACAUCAUGACGUACAAUUAUCAUUCCUGCUUCACGACCCCAGUGGCUUCUUCAGGACAUCUGUAUUCAGUUACAGAUGGAGCUUUGGAGAUGGGUAUAAUAUGCAAACAGAAGAACCUUUUGUUUAUCAUAACUAUUCUUCACCUGGGAGGCUCAUGGUCUCUCUUGACGUAACUGCACAUCACCAAAACUCAAGUUAUGAAAAGAGUUCAGUAAAGACGACAGGACUUUUCAUGGCUGAGCUGACAUUGAUAGAUGUUAUUAGAAAUAUUACUCUCAUCGGUUCUCAGGAGACAAAUACGGGACACAAAUUAAAUAUGUCACUGCAUUUCUUUGGCAGUUAUCCUCUCAUUAUCUGCUGGCUGAUCAAAUCAGACUGUGUGUAUUUGGAGGGAGAUAAGUGCCACCCAUUGGAAAUACAUGACACAAUCUUCAGUUUAAGACAUGAAUUUAAUAAUGCAGGAAGGUAUUGCCUUAGUGUCAAAGCAAAAAAUGAUGUGAGCAGUCUGCAAGAUUUUUACAGCAUCAAAGUUUAUCAUUCAGCACUCUCUGCCAUUUGGAGAGAAUUGACUCCAGGUGUUGUUGACCGUGUUUUAACAUGA
Bombina bombina (fire-bellied toad) is the source of this 744-nucleotide messenger RNA. RefSeq names its product transmembrane protein 130 (gene TMEM130). The record is from RefSeq and is a predicted model, not a curated record. The coding region runs from base 1 to 744 and encodes 247 amino acids. Lineage: Eukaryota; Metazoa; Chordata; Amphibia; Anura; Bombinatoridae. The transcript has 5 exons.